UAUAUGCAUGCACAGAAUGCAUGUCAUGUGCAGUUUGUUGAUGGUGAAGCCCGCUGAAUGAAUGGACUGGAAGUGAAACUGAAUUCAGUGAAAGAGUUUUUAUUGUGAUUUCUCCAGCUGAGACUGCAACAUCAAUUUGCAAGGAUCGAACGCUCGGGAUGCACAUGUCUAAGACGGAGCUAUCUUAGCUCUUAUACCGUAUGUCCAACUUCACUGGAUUUUGACAAUUUCUUGCCGUAUAACGAGUAGUUUUUGAGGAUUGCAAUCAUUUUCGCUCCCCAUCUUUGUGUGUGAAUUGGAUGCAGCAAAUAGAGGCGUGGCCGUUGGUCUGCAUGACAUGGUUACCACAUGACAUCUUUCUUGACAUUCGAAUUCCAAACGAAGUGCAUCAACAAUGCUUCAUUCUCAUCAAUUGAUACAUAGUGAAAACUAAGGUAGCUAUAAUUCCUUCCUCAGAAGUUUACUGGACUACUGAUCUUAUUCUGAAUAUUAAGGGAUUAAUUGUAAAAGAACAUGGAUGUAAAAAAUGCACUGAGCUUGUACCGAGAUAAAGGAGCCUCAUUUGACACCGAUUUCCAUGGCCGAUGGCUCCGGGAGAAUUGGUGGGUAUCGCUGCCCAUCUCAGCUGUCUAUCUCAUCCUUGUCUUUGGAGGUCAACGAUGGAUGGAGAACCGUCCUGCCUACGACCUACGUCGCCCUUUGAUGAUGUGGUCAGCCGCAUUCGCCCUUUUCAGCUUCCUGGGGUUGGUGAAUACAGCGCCAGAUCUGUUACGACGGUUGUUCGUUGAGAAUGGUUGGCACGAUGUGAUCUGCAAAGCCAAUUUCUACAAUGGGAGAAUCGGAAUGUGGGCAUGGUUGUUUCCUAUGAGCAAACUCAUUGAAUUGGGGGAUACGUUUUUCAUCGUGGCGCGUAAGCGUAAGCUGAUCUUCAUCCAUUGGUAUCACCACAUUUUCACUCUCAUCUACUCCUGGUACUCCCAUCAUGAUUAUAUCUCCACUGGACGAUUCUUUGCAACCCUCAACUUUGGUGUCCACGCCGCUAUGUAUGCCUACUACGCUGUGAGCGCCGCUAAAGUCACGAAAAUACCACAGCAAGUGAAGGUCGGGAUCACCGUUAUUCAGCUGUCACAGUUUUUUAUAUCGAUUGCUGUGACGGUACAUACCAUUAUACAGCUUGCUCGAGGGAAUGAGUGUGAUACCCAUGGAGUAAAUAUAGCUUGGUCUGUCGUACUCUAUCUUAGCUUCCUUUACUUCUUUUUGAAGUUCUUUUAUGAGGCCUACAUCAAGCCAAGUAAAGUGAAGAAACUAAAGGAAUAGAGCUCAAUUUUAUCAAGGACAAACAAUUGAAUAUGAAUUAAGCACAAGUUACUACAAAUGUUUUCUGAACAUUUACUUGUGACCUUUGUUCUAAUGCUAUAUUAAAUUUGUACAUAUUUUGAAGGAAGUAAAAGAUCAAAAGAUGAAAAAACUUUGUUUUGAGGAGAUAAAAAAAUCUUCAAUUCUUAAAAUCAAGUCAACCCCCUCUCCCCUUCCACCCCCCCAAAAAAAUCAUGCUGGACUAUAACUUGGCUUUAAGAUAAAAUAUCUUGCAGAAAGCUAUAGAUAGGGGAAGGGGUGAACUCAACGCCUAAAAAAAUCCCUACAGUUUUGCCCGUUAUGCAGAAUUAUUGAUCUUUUUAUUUAGUGGGGAGGUGUUGCAACUUUACCCAUUGGUAUAUUGAUUGAAACUGAAUAUUGUAUUCUUUGUUAUGUAAAACACCUCUGUCCAUGGGAUGUAACUCUCCCCGUCCCUUGGGCAACUGAUCAAUUUUUCUGCAGUAUUUAAAGGGGUUUCAUAUUUGUUUUCAUUAAAAGCCAUAUUUUAGUAUGGCUGAAUUUAGAUAUCUUCAUAUCCUAUUAACAGGUACUUGUCUUCUUGAUGAAAGUGUUUUUUGUAUAAGAUUGAAAAUGACAGCAUAAAAAGCAAAUUCAUUUUAUUUUCUUUUAGAUUUUACAUGCUUAUAUAUGCAAUAUUUAAGGUAACAAACAAACAACAAUCCAUUGUGCAUUUCUCUUUAAAGUGUGUUCCUUUAGAUUUCCUGUGCAUGUAUGAAGUGCCUCUGUAUUAAAGGAGAAAUCAUUUUAGUUGUGUUGCAUAUAGGCCUAUACCCAAAGAACCCAGCAAUGUGCUUGGGAUGGUCAUGUGGAGAUACGGUAGAGGCCGGGUACCAGUAAAAAUAUUUGAUAAAAUUAUUUAGAAGGACUUUGUAAAUGUGCUUGUUGACGCUGUUGACAGUAUUGAAUACAAGUCUUGCCAAAGUAGAUUAAUAGUUCUUAUUAGUAUGGACUUUUAUAGUGUUGUACAUUUUUUAUUGGGUUGGAUAAUUGUCAGUGCAAUCAAUGUUUGAUCAGUGAAUUAUCAAUAUUAAUAUUUUCUGAUAGAGAUACAUGUACAUUUAUUUGACAAACAAGAAGAUACUGGUUGGUUAAAGAUGGUAAAAGACAGUAUGUUUUUCAGAGUCUUACAAUUUUGUUUUACCAUUGAGGUUAACUGCCUUCAAGAGAUACAUACAUUUGUACAAUCUGUAAUCCAAGUACAAAUCAUCAUGACAUGCAGAAAUCUAUUGUAAAAUUUUGAUAUAAAAUAGACAUGUUAUUCAUUUAAUAAGUAAAUAUUGCUCAGAAUAUAUUCAUAAUUAAAAAAAAGAAGAAAACAUAGACUGUGAUCCUCAUUUACAUACUCUGUAUCCUGAUUGUGUCAGUGUAAUUGAUAUUUUUUACUAGCUUCAACAUCUGUUAUUACAGUCAAUACAGUGUAAAUCAAUAUGCUUGUGUUGUACACAUGUACACUAUACAUUGGGCCAUACAUUGCUAUUCAUAUUUAGGCACAUCAGCAUAACUGUUAGGCAUCACUCUCUAAUAAAGAUUCUUGUGUGUUUUUAGCUUAAUCAUUUUCUUUCCUCCUUUUUGGCAAUGUUUGUAUUUUGAGUUCAGGUGAAAAAAAAAUAAUUCUGGACUGGAAUGCUUUUUUGUUGUUGCAAGAAUAUAGUUUUCAGCUCCCCAAAUAGUGCGAAGCUGACUGAAAGGUUAGCAUGUCUCAGUGAAUGACUUAUUUAUGAAUUAUUAUGUCUGGUGAUGUUGGAAAAAUAUGACUUGCCCCAUCUAGCAACAGAUAAAUUUUCCUGUUUGCUUUAUUUGUGUUUAUAGGCUAGUGGAAACAUUUGUCUCAACUCUCAAGGUAUUGAAAUUAGUUCAUGAUAUUCUGUAUGAGGAAUAUGUCUACUGGUUUCCUUGAGACGAUAUUUUGUAAGCAUUUCAUUGGAUAAUUUCCUUGUUUGCAUAGUUGAUGUGACUGGGGCAAUGGUAUUAUGUGUAACACAGGGUUAUAUUGAGUGCCCCCUUUCACACAAAUCACUACUUGUGGAACUAUUUCAGGACAGUAUCACCAACCUUGUUUUAAUUCUUCUUCUUUGAGAUCAUUCCAAAUGGAGAAAGCAACCUCCAGAGGAAUUUUUUUUUCUGUAUUAUCUGUCUAGGAUCAACUUUGUUGGUCAAAAGCAAUCAGGAAAGCUUUGUAAUCAUUUCAUAAUAACACUUGUUGUAAUCGUGUCUAUAAAUGACCAUAAUCUAAUCUUCAUUUGCCAAGAGCAGUCUUAUGUAAAUAUUGUACAGAAUACGUACUACACAUCGUACAAACAAUGUAAUUAGUCAUCAGACGGAUUUUGCCCCUAUUCUUUGCUCUGCCUCUUGAAAAUCAAACAUAUACUUGACAAGUCUGAUUAAGAUUCUCUGUUGAAAUGUUAAAAAGAAAACUUCAGGUAUCUAAACUGCAAGUGUCCUGUUCUGCUUUGACACCCUCUGGGAUGAUCUGUGAUGAAAUAGAACUAUUAAAGAGUAUAGGUCUGAUUUUAAGGAAUGAAUUGGAUUCUACACAUGUACAUGCAUGUAGCUGUCAGAAUUCCUACCACGAUACCACUCUUGCCCAGAAAUACUGGUACAAUUAUACAUGAAUAGAUGAUUGUUGUUGCCAGCCUCAGAGAGAGGCCUCAUAGAUUUAUUUCAUGCUCUUGUGCGUGAUUGCAUAGUCUGUAACAUUGAAAUAAUCUAAAUCUUUGAACACAAUUCAGAGCACUGGGACGAAUAUCUCACAAUAGAAUUGUGAUAAAUGUAAAUCUACAUACUAGAAAUCUUGGCAUGUGAUUGGUUUAUACUUGAUGGUAAAUUUGUCAUUAAAGUUGUGCAUUUGUUGAUGGAUAACUAAGAAAAAUACAUUUUUAAUGAGUGAAGCAAAUUUACAAAUAUCUGGGGAAUAGGCAAAAACAUUGUUGUAUUGCAUCACUAAUUGUUCAAAAUGUUACUGACAGGGUUCAGAUUAUACAACCUUCAUUGAAAUGGGAUUCAUAAAUCCUAGACAGGAAAAUCCAACUAUAUUGAAUGAAUAUGAAUAUUAUAUGAAUAUGAAGUAUGAAUUCACUCAGGAAAUUGUUUGCAUUGGAAACUGAUUUACAGGUCAUUGUUUUAAUGUACAUCCCAAUUCAAAUCGAUCCAUGCCCCAAUGACCAAUCACUUUCUACAUGAUUAUUUUCCAACCUAUUCACAUGUAUGUAGGCCUAUGUAUUCUGGCUGGUUUAUAAGUUGUGAGAUUUUUCCUGUUUUGUGAUUGGCUGAGAAGAUUUGUCUGUUUCUACUUGGUAACUGUCAAUAAUGACAGCCUGUCAGUGUUGACAACUUUCAUGAGACCUGUUAAUCCCCAGGUAUCUCUAAAGUGUAUGCAUUAUUGUUUCUUCUUUUGUUGAGGAACUCACAUAUUGUGAUAUGCACUGUGACGGUAAGUACAAACACAGUAUGAUGUGAUAACGUAUUGUUUUGUUAGCCUUAUUUUUGUGUAUGUUAUAUCAAGCACUUGUACAGGACUUGGAAAGCUGUGGAUUCCCAAUUUCCACUGACAAGCUAUGAUAGAAGUGCAACUCUCAGGAAUCAUUUGAUAUGCAUGGAAAUCAUAUUUGAGAUUUACAUUCAGUUCAAUGUAAAAAAAAAAACACGUUUUACUGUAGUGUUACUGUAGUGACUCACCCCCCAGAUAUUAAACCAAACUUUUCUGUGAAAAUGCUGAUCGCGUCAUUUGAAAAGUGCAUAUUGCAUCGCAUCUGUUUACCAAUUCUUUUUUUUUUCUGAGAAUGAGGUAUUUCUCUAUUUUUGCACAUUGUUUCUAUGUGUGGUACAAGCCUCUUGCAAGGUUUCAGAUGGGUGUUCUGUUUACAAAUUAUGCAUACAUUGUAGAAUUUGAACUGAAAAUAGACAAGUCUAUAUGUACAUUGAUGUGGGGUUUAUAAACUCAUGAUGCCAGGCCUGUAGCAUAAUAAAAUGUUUGUGAUGAAUUGUAAAUUAAAGAACCAUUCUGAUUGGUUCCUGGUCGGUGGUUUGAACAAAGUGUGCAUGGAACAAUGAUCUUGAUUGGACAGGUGUGGCCAGCUGGUGUGUACUUGUAUCAAAAUGAACUUGGUGCCUCUUGCCAGGAAUUUAAAAUAAAACAGUAAUUAUACUCUCUAGGUGGUUUCAAACCGCCUCGAUCACAAGAAUCCCCGUUAAAUUACGAGAACAUUUUUAGGCUAAAAAAUACCCAUUAAUUAUUCCUGCAUUCAGACCGCCCCGAAACGUACACUUCGGGAUAAAUUCCUUAAGUUAGGAGCAUGCGCAGUAUGGUCUAAUAAGCAGGCAAGGCGCGAGAUUCAAAACUACUAGCCCAGCAGCCACCCACGGCGCCGCACCCAACGACACACUGGGCUAAAAGUUCCCGUAAUUUGCUUUCACAUCGCCAAAAUACCUGCGACCUUGGAAAAAUCCCAGCGAAAGUUUUCGUAAUUUCGCCAAGUACCUACUAUUUAGCGGGUAUUUUCUUUCGGGGAAAUUAGGCGUAGUUUGCUUUCACAUUACCAAAAUACCUGGUAUUUUCUGAUCAGGGUAAAUUUCCCGAUCAGAGAAUACCUGGAACUGACGAACUUCGAGGCGGUCUGAAACCACCUACUGUGAGAUGAUUGCAGUGACCUGAACAAAACACGGAAAAGAGGCUGUUGGCACUGUAUAAGAAUAUAUUUUGUUUUUGUUUUGUUAAUGAUGCUGCAGAGUUUAAAUUCGAUGUGCAAUGUAUUCAUAUUGGAGUGGCAUUUUUCCUUUACAAAGAAUAUGUGACUUGAUGUGGACAUUGAUGUACUCAAACUUGAAAUCAAGGGUGUAGUCUGGGGGGUGCACCCUCCUGCUGAGGCAGAGGAGUUCCAACACUGGCAAAAACAAAGCGAAAAUUGUACCCCAUCUUCUGUUUUCAACAGUUGAUUUUCCAAACUCCACCUCCCAAAAAUGUGCACCCUCCCAUACUGCUUUAGUUCCAUCUCCCCAUGCUCAAACCAGCCUACGCCCUUGAAAAUGAUAAAUUUGCUUGUCAUGAUAUGAGUAUGGCAUGUUUGUGUACAAAAUGUCAUCUCUUUGGGGUGUUGCAAGGAAUAUUUGCAAUCAAUUGCAAUUUUUUGUCAAAAUUUUACAAUUGAGAUGUCAGUGUUAGCUGUAGCGAUAAGCUUACACUCCUUGUAAUAAGCAGAUCAGCUAUCAGUUAUAAAUUUGUAAUUAAUUGCAAGAUCAUAUGUAUGAUUGAUUUGGGAUACCAACUACAUCUAGAUUUACUAUUGAUUAUUUUUUUUUGUAAUGCUCCAUUUGACAUACCGAAUCCUUAAAAUUAGGAUGGAAUUGUUUUGGGAGAAAAUUACGUGUGAUUACAUGUAAUUCAAUAUUGCCAGAGCUUUUUUGGAGCGAGAAGAAAUUUUGCCACAAUUUCAAGUAUUUUUAAACAAAACACUGUAAUUGUAUAAUGCAUCGGGUACUUAUACCUGCCUCAUGUUUUAAUUUCAUUUCCUUGCAAUACUUCAAGUUAAACAUAUACAGUGUUUUUUUGUUAUAUUACAUGUACUCGCCAAAUUGAAUAUUAUUUCAUAGCAUAAUAAUAAUAAUGAUGAUAUUAGAUGUUAAACUUUAUAAAGCGCAUAAUAUUCAAUAGAACCUCUAUAUAUGCUUUACAUACAAGUAAUUCAGUAUAGUUACUUAGAAUAAUAACAUAAUAACAUAAAAAGGGUAAAAACAAACAUUUUCUUAUGUUCAAAGAAGUACCUUCAUAAACAUUGUGAUUUAACAUGCGAACAAAUUUUUUUUUCAACAGUUUGUUUAGAGAAAGUGGGAAAUACAAGUGAUGGUAAAUAAAGUUUACAAUCCCCAAAUUACAUAGCCACUCACAGUAAGAAGGGAAAUCAUGGAAUUCAUGUAAAUUGUGAUUAUUAUAAUAAUAAAAGGACUGAUAACAGUCAGUGCUUGCAGUAA
Messenger RNA from Lytechinus pictus (painted urchin), 7341 nucleotides. RefSeq names its product very long chain fatty acid elongase 6-like. Gene Ontology annotation, molecular function: fatty acid elongase activity. Gene Ontology annotation, cellular component: endoplasmic reticulum membrane. The record is from RefSeq and is a predicted model, not a curated record. Lineage: Eukaryota; Metazoa; Echinodermata; Echinoidea; Temnopleuroida; Toxopneustidae. The transcript has a single exon. Gene Ontology annotation, biological process: fatty acid elongation, polyunsaturated fatty acid; very long-chain fatty acid biosynthetic process; fatty acid elongation, monounsaturated fatty acid. Bases 514 to 1317 code for a protein of 267 amino acids.